Danaus chrysippus (African queen) is the source of this 231-nucleotide messenger RNA. NCBI's taxonomy places the organism in Eukaryota, Metazoa, Arthropoda, Insecta, Lepidoptera, Nymphalidae. The record is from the annotation of a GenBank genome assembly.
AUGCCCGGCACGAUGGUAGACGGAUGGGUCGCGGGUAGUGGCUGGAAACAGGUAUCCACCUGUUUCCAGGAUCGAGACAGGGUACGACCAAUCGCUGUAGUUUUACAGCCAGCUGCCCGUCUGACGCUUACCUUCUCUGGAAGUCAUCUGCUAAUGGGAAAAGAAGCAAUUGAAGUACAAAUGCCUUCAAACUCAGUGUUUAGGAAACAAAUCUGGGAAUACAUACUCUAA